Molecule: messenger RNA, 2001 nt
Organism: Prunus armeniaca (apricot)
Lineage: Eukaryota; Viridiplantae; Streptophyta; Magnoliopsida; Rosales; Rosaceae
Source: the annotation of a GenBank genome assembly
AUGUUUCUCCUCCUAACAGAAGCCUCAUUUGCUCUGGACUUUUACUACCAAAACUGCAGUGUUCCCGUAAGUUGUGGCCGCCAAAACAUUAGCUAUCCAUUCUACAUCCCAGGCAGGCAAGAAUCCUUCUGUGGCUACCCUGGCUUCCAGCUCUCUUGCCAUGGAGAUGGUGAAGAUGCCUACCCACUUCUCCGAUUGUCUGGUAACAAUUACACCAUCCACAAGAUCGAUUACCAAAGAAAGUCUCUUCUUGUCUCAAAUUCUCUGCUUUCAGGCUACUUAGAAAGCACUGCUUGUAACGAUGAUAUUUCAUCACUCCAUAACUUAACCCUUCCCAAUGAUCAGUUCGAGUUGGCUUCAAACCGAGCUGACUUCUUUUUGCUCUACAAUUGCAACUUUUCUGUGGUUGAGUCAUUUCCAAAGUACAAAGUCGGUUGCUUUGAUCAGCCAACUAACAAAACCAGAAGUAAUACUUCAGUUCUGGCUCUGCCUCGGGAUGAAUAUCCAAAAUUUGGAAGUCACAAGUGUGGAGGAGAAGUGGUGGUGGCUCAUGCUGGAAGAGGGGGUGAGAACGGUGAGUUGGGAUUAAUACAAGAGGUUUUGAGCAGAGGGUUUGAGCUGAACUGGUUUGCUGGUGACUGCAACCGCUGCCAAGACAGUGGAGGGAGGUGUGGCUUCAAUUACACAACCUACCAUUUUAGGUGUCUCUGCCCACGGAGGACUCAUUCUGUGCGCUGCCGGGAUGAUGAAGGAGAUAAAUUGGGAUUGAAGCUAGGACUAGGUAUUGGAUGUCCAGUACUUAUUGCAGUAUGCUUGUUUCUUCUAUGGCAUUACAAACAAAAACGCGCUGCAUCAAACUUCCUCUCAAGGAACAUUUCUUCUCAGCCCCACACAAAUUCAGACAUAGAAGGGGGCGUCACCUACUUUGGUGUCCCAGUCUUCACCUACACUGAACUUGAAGAAGCCACUAAUCAUUUUGAUGGUGAAAAAGAACUGGGAGAUGGAGGUUUUGGAACCGUGUACUACGGCAAACUCAAAGAUGGCCGGGAAGUUGCAGUCAAGCGUUUAUAUGAGCACAAUUACAAACGUGUGGAACAGUUUAUGAAUGAAAUUGAAAUUCUCACUCGUCUGCGCCACCAAAAUUUAGUCUCCCUAUAUGGCUGCACUUCACGCCGCAGCCGUGAACUCCUCCUUGUGUACGAAUACAUUCCCAAUGGCACUGUUGCUGAUCAUCUCCACGGCGAGCAAGCAGACACUGGCGCACUGGCAUGGCCUAUUCGUAUGAGCAUUGCUAUAGAAACCGCAAGCGCAUUGUCUUACCUCCAUGCUUCCGAAAUUGUACAUCGUGAUGUGAAGACUACCAACAUUCUCCUUGAUAACAAUUUUUGUGUAAAAGUUGCAGAUUUUGGGCUCUCCAGGCUUUUCCCCAUGGAUGUCACCCAUGUCUCAACUGCUCCACAAGGGACCCCUGGUUAUGUUGACCCAGAGUACCACCAGUGUUACCAGCUAACUAGUAAAAGUGAUGUUUAUAGUUUUGGGGUUGUUCUCAUUGAGCUUAUAUCAUCUCUGCCAGCAGUUGAUAUAAGCAGGCAUAGGCAUGAGAUUAAUUUGGCUAACUUAGCCGUAAGCAAGAUUCAGAAAGGUUUAUUCAAUGAGUUAGUAGAUCAACGUCUCGGAUUUGAGUCAGAUGAUGAAGUUAGAAGGAUGGUAAUUGCAGUAGCAGAGUUGGCUUUUCAAUGUUUGCAGCUGGACAACGACAUGAGGCCUACCAUGUGUGAGGUUUUGGAGGCUUUGAAGACAAUUGAAAGCGGGAACGAUUUGGCAGAUAAUUUAAAGCCGGCAUUUGAUAAUGCCGGGAUGAAAACGAAUAUACUGCCACCACCUUCACCAGAUUGUGAUGAGAUUGGGUUGCUGAAGAAGAAGAGACUACUAUCUUCACCAAUUUCAGUGACCCAAAAAUGGCCCAGCACUAGGUCUACUACACCUAAUGCCAGUGCCUGA